Messenger RNA from Aegilops tauschii subsp. strangulata, 752 nucleotides. NCBI's taxonomy places the organism in Eukaryota, Viridiplantae, Streptophyta, Magnoliopsida, Poales, Poaceae. The record is from RefSeq and is a predicted model, not a curated record.
UGGAGCAUAAGUGUUGUUAGCAAAUGUGUUAUCAACGAGAUACUAGAUGCAUGGGAGUUGACUACAUAUGUUGUGGCUAAGAUCGAUAGAAGAGAGAAGAAUUCUGAAGUGCGCUGUGAGAUGAAGGAAGGUUCUUUGUACAGGAUCAGUUGUUCUUGUCGUAAGCUGGAAUGCUUGGGAACACCUUGCUCUCACAUAUUCUACAUCUUGGGAAUACGUCAAGUGGAACUGCUGCCUAGGUGUUGUGUUCCCAUGAGGUGGACGAUGAGUGCGAAGUCUGCAUUCCCUCCGACCAGAAAGAGCGAGAUGUAUGACUAUUCGGCAAGCCUUGUGAGGUACCGUGAGUUGCGGAAUUUGAGUCACGCGGCAUGUUUCCGGGCAUGUCAAUCUAGUGAGGAGUAUCAGCAUCUGAAGAUGGUUCUGAGUGAACAAGAUGGCAGCAAGGAAUCAAGCCGUGGUGAGGAAGAAUGCAUUAGAUUUGGUCCGGUGCUGCCACAGACCACGGAAAUUGAUUGUGGAGAUUUGGAAAAAGUUCUGGACCCAGUGCAUGUGCAAGGCCGAGGUGCACCGAAGAAAAGGCUGCAGGCAAAGAUGAAGAAGCAAAGAUCAAAGAGGAAAUGUGGCUACUGUGGGGUGGAAGGUCAUAAUCGGCGUAAAUGCAAUAAAUUGAAAGAGGAAAUGAUGGCAGCAAACUGUUAGCUACAGCUCUCUGUACAAGGCCAUUGGCAAAAUGGACACAGCUGUUGAGCCUC